Messenger RNA from Temnothorax curvispinosus, 1764 nucleotides. RefSeq lists its product as uncharacterized. NCBI's taxonomy places the organism in Eukaryota, Metazoa, Arthropoda, Insecta, Hymenoptera, Formicidae. Gene Ontology annotation, biological process: SCF-dependent proteasomal ubiquitin-dependent protein catabolic process. Gene Ontology annotation, cellular component: SCF ubiquitin ligase complex. The transcript has 6 exons. Gene Ontology annotation, molecular function: protein binding. The record is from RefSeq and is a predicted model, not a curated record. The coding region runs from base 405 to 1637 and encodes 410 amino acids.
AUUAUCGUCCUUUAUCUUACGAGAGUGAUAGCCGAUAUCCUCAUGUCGAAAGAGCAGUGGCGGGAGAGGAUCAUGUUGACUUUGUUUAUCAAUUUGUAAAGGAUACUCAUAUAGAUGAGUGUAACUUUAACCAUUAUAAUUAUAUUGAUUUCAAGUUUCAUAAAGCUGUAUAUCCAAUCCGAGUCUCUAUAUAUGAUGUAUAUAAUCUGGGAUAUGUAACUCAAAUUUUGGCUCAAGAUCCUGAAAAUCGGUGGUUUCUAUUAUGGACUGGACAGCCUUGGAUUGUACCUUCGACAUCACAAUUAUUGUCUCCACCUUUACGGUCUUAUAACUUUAAAACCAAAAUACUCAGAUUAAAAUUUAGGUACAAAUUAUGGAGCUUUAACACGCUGCGAGAUGCUGUAAUGCUUAUUGGUACAUCAAAAUUGAUCCUUCCUAAAAAUCCGAAACAAAGUUUAACUACUCUGUUAAAGAGCAUUAAAUGCAAGUAUACUUGCCAUUGGAACAUCUACAAUUUAACACCUGAUUAUAAAAAUGCACACUUGGAUAUAUUCGAUCUUCAAAAGAACUUUACUGAAUAUUGCAUUAUUUAUAAAAGCGAUACAGCAACAAGUUUUGACAAGAACAAUCUCAGUCGCAAAAAAGUAUUUCAGAAGGAAAAUGUGCCAUCUUCUAAGCAGAGAUAUAUGAAUCGUCAUUUAUUAAGAGAUCAUUCGAAUUAUAAGAAAGUUUAUAAAAAUAAAAAGUUUAUGAAAGAUAUCAAACUCUCUUUGGAUAAAUCCAAAGAGCAACCAUUUUGCAGUUUUUCUACACUUCCUGAUGAAAUAAUAUUAAAAAUAUUACAAAACUUAGAUAUAAAGUCGCUCUACUAUGUGAGCAGAGUAAAUAAGUACCUCAAUCGUUUAACACAGGAUUCUUUUCUCUUUACACAUUUGAAUUUACGAAAUAUGCGCUUUACGGAUUGCUUUUUUAUUUAUAAUAUUAUAGUUUUCUUUGCCAGAUGUGAAUCCAGACGUAAAUAUUUGCAACAGUUGGAUCUUACAUCAAGCAACAUUUCUGUUUUGCAUUUCGUAAAAUUUAUUAACAUUUUUGACAGGCGUUUAACGCACUUACGAUUAAGUAGCUGUCGAUUCGUUAAUGAUUUUGCCCUAUUUAAAAUUUCAAAGAUCUGCAAAAAUUUGAAAGUAUUGGAUCUCAGUCAUUGUUAUCAGAAUGAUAUAACGGCCAAAGGAUUUUCGUAUCUCGAAAAUCUUGAAUUUCUAGAGGAUUUAGACCUUAGUUGGACAAAGAUAACAGCUAAACCUCUAUGCAAAAUACUGCAAAAGAAUCGCCGGAUGCGUAAUUUACAUUUGAACGGCGUUAUAUCUAGUUCUGCGCCACUAUAUGUAGAAGCAGUUGUAAUACAGUUGAAAAAUUCGUGCCCUGGCUUGGAAAUAAUAGAUUUAACGGGCGGUGUCGCUACAUCGCGAAGUAUUGAUGCCCUCACCGAGUGCAAAAAUUUACGAAAAUUAAACAUUGGAGUGAUGUGCGAUGACCAUAGGUACCCAAUCGAUAAGCAUAGCGUGCAUAGAUUGUUUUCCUCCUGUCAAAGCUUGGAAGAAAUCAAUUCGAUAUGUCGCACUGAAUGGGGAUAUUAACAAAAAUGGUGAAGAACUAACGCGUAAAAACUUGACAAGUAUAUACUUGUGGCAUAUAUUAUACAGUUUCGCAAUUCGAUCUCGAGCAGUGUCCUCAGUCCUAAACUGCAAACGAUCUAUAAAUAUA